This is a messenger RNA of Striga asiatica, 1572 nucleotides long. The record is from the annotation of a GenBank genome assembly. NCBI's taxonomy places the organism in Eukaryota, Viridiplantae, Streptophyta, Magnoliopsida, Lamiales, Orobanchaceae.
AAUAACCCUCGGUGGUAAUUCCGUAAAAAAAGCAAAAGAUCAAGGGCAGUUGCUGAAAUCCAAAUGUAAUAAAUGGCGAAAAAUCUGCCUAUCAUCCUCCUCUGAUUUGCAUUUCCGGUCACCAGUGGCGGAGGAGUGAGGUGAUUUCGGCAUGGAGAGUCUUAACAGCUUUUGGCAGUUAGGCGAAGAGCUCCGUGGACAGUCGAAAGUCUCAGAGGAUUACAAAUGGUUUGAGGCUGCUUCUAAAUUGGCUGAGCAGACCAGGUCAAAGCCUGAACGGAAAAUCAAUUUAGAUAUCUCGAAGGGUUCAACUGAAUUUAGGCCCAGGGAUAAUUAUGUAUUUCAAGAAGACAACAAAUUUGAAAAUAUUAACUUUGGCAUGUUAAACUUGGGGACGAGGUUCAAUGAGAAUGUGACGAAAAGUUCCAAUUCCAAUGGUAUAUAUAAUAUGAAUGGUGUUUAUCAGAACCCAAAUGUCAGUACUUUAGGAACUAUUCCUGGAAGCAAAUAUAUCAAUAUCAACCUCAUAAAGGAGCCUAAUGUUGGCCACAACUAUACUAAUAAGGAGGACAGCGCAAAUGCAAAUAAUGCAAUCGACAAAAGGUUUAAGACCUUACCAGCUGCUGAGACACUCCCAAGGAAUGAAAUUCUUGGUGGAUAUAUCUUCGUGUGCAACAAUGACACAAUGCAGGAGGAUUUGAAGAGACAACUGUUCGGUUUGCCACCAAGAUACAGAGAUUCUGUGAGGGCAAUAACACCAGGUUUGCCUCUAUUCCUCUACAACUACACCACUCACCAGUUGCAUGGUAUCUUUGAGGCAACUACCUUUGGAGGCUCCAACAUUGAUCCUACUGCUUGGGAAGAUAAAAAGUGCAAAGGCGAAUCGAGGUUCCCUGCCCAGGUAAGAAUUCGUGUUAGGAAACUCUGCAAGCCUCUGGAAGAGGACUCGUUUAGGCCAGUCUUGCAUCACUAUGAUGGCCCUAAGUUCCGUCUUGAACUCUCUAUUCCUGAGACUUUGGACUUGCUAGAUCUUUGCGAAAAAGCUGGUUUGCAGGAUUCCAUUGCUGACAUUAAUCUCAGCCCAGCUUAAAAUAUAAAUGCUGUAACUGGAGUGUAUGCAUGCUCGUGUAGCCUAUCUGGUGAAGUCGGUUUUACUGUUUUUUACAGAAUUUCCAUGUGGCUUAAGAUUUUGGGUGGGCAAAAUCUGGUUGUAUGCCUCAAAUGGUUGUACGGAUUGGCUUUUGUCCAGUUUCCAAAUAAAUGAUGGUGUAAUGGUGUCAAGUGAAGAUGCAAGUAGCUUUAACUUUUAAAUGCCCCUUGUAAGUUUGUAAUUUAUCUGUAUGAACAACUUGCAAGUAAAAUGGAGGCUUUGAGUGUGGUGAUGGCCUUUAUAUCUUAAUAACAGACUGUGUUACUAUGUUGUGUAAUAAAAUAUUCUGUCAUUUUGGCGGUGGUUCUCUCCUCUCUAUCUAAUGAGAAAAUUGGAGAAGCACUUUGUGAGGUUUGUGGUAUCAAAACGAAGAUCAUUAUCUUAUGAUUGUGAAGGGGAAGUAACCAAGGAUUAGAUCCAAG